ACACACGCUAAUCGUCGUUAAUGGGCGGGUACUUUCCGGUACAUAAUCAAAACCUUUUUUCAAAUAAGAUCGGGAGCAGACGACAGGCUUCAAAAGGCUCGUGUCACAGUGGGAUCAAUAUCAUUUACAAUAUUUCAAGGCAGACCCAGUCAAAACUAAAGUGAAGAUCGGCAUCUUCAGAGAAAAGUACCAUUUCGACUUGGAAUAAAACACAAGAACACCAAGAGAAACAAAAACAGCUUUUGCACGAUGAGUUCUGACGAGGAAAAAGGUGAUUCGCACAGCUCUGUUUUCAUGCGAGCUUCCGACAGGUAUCCACGGACACCGAAAUGUGCUCGAUGCAGGAACCACGGAGUGGUGUCAGCACUGAAAGGGCACAAACGAUACUGUAGAUGGAGAGACUGUGUAUGUGCAAAAUGUACCCUUAUUGCCGAACGACAAAGAGUGAUGGCGGCCCAAGUGGCACUCCGAAGACAGCAGGCCCAAGAGGAGAACGAAGCCCGGGAGUUAGGGAUGUUAUAUGGACCAAGUGGGCUGCUUCAGCUCAACCCUGAAACAAUCAACCUGUUUCCAAAUGCCAAGAAAAUUAUAGAUACUGAUAAAGAUGAAGAUGAUGGACCGGCUGUUAAAAGACAAAAGCUUGAUUCCACUCGGACGGACUCUCCCGUAUCCCGAUGUUCUUCUGAAGAUAAUAACGAACGGACAUAUUCACCAGUAGAGUCAACAGGUUCCCCAGCUCCCUCCCCCAAAUUUACAGAUCCUCCUUCUCCCAGUGAAGACAAAUCGGAACCAUUUCCUAAAUCCUUUGAGGAGGGGCUGCUUGCUGGCAGUUCUAAAAAGAACCCUAUAGACAUGCUUCAAAGAAUUUUUCCACACAUGAAAAAAAGUGUUCUUCAGCUUAUUCUGCAAGGUUGUAAUGGUGACAUAGUACAAACGAUAGAGCAGGUCCUUAGUAAUCACGGAAGUGAUCAGUCAUCAGCGGCUUCUACCUCAUCUAGUUCAUUUAUGCCCCACCCUGGUUUAGUUUCUACCAUGACAAAUUCAUCCUUCAGAUCAGCAUUUUCUCCUAUCUCUACGCUUGCGAACGCACAUACCCUGAAUUCCAUGAGGUACGCAUGGGGAGGUAUGGGCGGGCGAGGACUUUUGGCGAUGCCCUACCCCCCGGUUUUACCCGGGCUAACACUUGGUGCUGCAUAUUCGAAUUACAAUAGUUUAAAUUCGUCGUCUAGUGGCCCCAAACCUUUUCAUUAUGCCAUGUGUCCCUGUUGCACCACAAAACCUUUCUCUUCAUCAAACUCGGAAAAAUCAAGCUGCAUCGCAGAAUAAAGAGACUUCAUGCCGUCGUGAUUGCAUUUAACUAUUGAAUAAGUAUCACUUUGAUGUAUAAAAUAUUGACAUUACACUGUAAAAAAAAAACUGUGUUAUUAGUGGGGCGUUUGUCAUUGUUCGUUUUCUAUAUGUACAAUGUAAGUGUAAUUUUCUUUUCUUUAAAAAAGCUGUAUGUCAUUUUGUAUGAAUGGUCUGCCAAAGAUGAGAUGUAUAACAAUGUGAAUAUUAUCCAAUAGAUUGUUAAUUUAUUUUGCUUCACUUUGUGUAAUGCUUAUUGUCACAAUUUAUUAAGUCAAUAAAUAUAAAACACA
Molecule: messenger RNA, 1640 nt
Organism: Ostrea edulis (European flat oyster)
Lineage: Eukaryota; Metazoa; Mollusca; Bivalvia; Ostreida; Ostreidae
Product: doublesex- and mab-3-related transcription factor A2-like
Exons: 2
Coding region: 250-1326 (358 amino acids)
Biological process (GO): sex differentiation; regulation of transcription by RNA polymerase II
Cellular component (GO): nucleus
Molecular function (GO): ubiquitin binding; RNA polymerase II cis-regulatory region sequence-specific DNA binding; DNA-binding transcription factor activity, RNA polymerase II-specific
Source: RefSeq, a predicted model, not a curated record